AUGGAGUUGACUUUCUUGGUUAGUCGUGAUGGGAGGAAUCUCAAGCGGAGACAGUCACGGGGCGCGUGCGCCUGCUGUCGCCGAAGAAAGAAACGAUGUUUCCACAACGACUCCAAAUUGCAAGCACCCAUACAGAACCAACUUCUGAAUGUGUCUGACACUGUGGAUGACCCGGGUGUCACCCGAGACGGUGUAGGCCACCAUCUGGCAACAACAGGCACAGCUACAGUACCGCGGGACGAACCACAGCACACUCCUUUAAUUGAAGAAGCUGAUGAGCAAAUUUCCAAUCACACAGGAAGUCCUGAUGUACCUGACUCCGCAGCAACUGAAGACGAAGGCAUAGAAGAUUCAAGUUCGCGUCAGUUCGCGUGCGACUCGAAUCCUGUUGUGAAUCUUCUGGGAGAGGAAGGGUCAAGAUUGGAAAGAGGCCGAUCUCGCAGAAGAGACGUCGGAGGAUGGUUUCGGUAUGAGGACCUCAAUUCACGGCGAGGAGAGCCCGGGGACUCUUAUGAGCCGACACAGAGUCAGUCACCAGGGUUGAGGAAUGUCGGUCUAGUGCCACCAAAAGAUGAUCAAGAGGCAUUGAUGGACAUUUACUUUCGUCGUAUACAUCCCAUUUUGCCAUUUCUAGAUGAGAAAGCUAUACGCGCUCAAUUCGAAACAGAUGCACUGUCUCCCCGCCUCAUUCAGUCGAUCUGUCUUGUUGCAUCAAAGGACCGAAGUGCAGCAUCUCUACUACGUCUCGGUCAAGAUCUAGCCGUUCUCACAGUCGAAAAAUUCAGCAACAUUCUUUAUCAAGAUAUUACACAGAGCAUGACGAGAAAGGUUGAAAGAAAAAAGGUGACGGCCAUACAGAUUCUAACCUUGUUAUCCCUCCAUGAAUGGAGACCUACUGGAUUUGAAGAUUGCUCUUUGCACCUGAUGCAAGCCAUCCACCAUGCUCAGACAAUAGGCCUGCACUUAUUAAGGCCUGACGACCAGCAGUCUUCACUUUCACUAAAAGCUCUAUUUUGGUGUCUGUGGAGCCUAGACAGAUGGAAUGCUGCAAUGAAUGGAAGACCGGUGAUGAUUCACGAUCCAGACAUAGGGCAGAGAGUGGAUGACGUUCUUCCUCUAUUUGAUCCACCAUUUCGCUCAUGGCUUCGUCUUGCUGACAGGCUCAACGUGGUUAUUCGAUUCUAUCGACCAAUUAUGGAUGGGCCUGAAGAACAGGAGCUUGAUAUACCAAGCUUCGAGGAAUUGGUUGAUAGCUCCAACGCGUGGGACACUCCCCAAGAUUUUCUCGAAACCCUAGAAAUUCUGAACCACGGAGUUAUAAUUCUUUCAACAUACUCGAAAAGAUUGCAAGGUCGCUCACGACCGAGGAUGGCCACCAUCCGUCAAAGCCAUUCAAUCUUCACUAUUGCAUCACUCCUCCGCAAUCGAAAUAUGCACGACUGCCUUCCUGUGCCUAUGGUAGCCUAUGUCUUAUCGCUUACCUUUUCGAUCACAUAUGGACAGAUGAAAGAAGAAAACUUACCUAGUGCGCGGCAAAUAGCGAAAGAGCACCUUCACUUGUUUCAUCAAUGUCUCAAAUCAUUAGGCUCAACGUGGUGGUCAGCUUCUAUAAUAACCCGCUUGGGAAAUCGUGUAUUGAAUGACACCCAGCAUGCAAGUAAAUUGGGGCGAUCUGUUGAUCAAACACAGUUGAACCCUCGGGACAUGUCAACACGUUCGACCUCUUCUCAAACUACCUCAAAUGUGCAUCAUCGGUCGCACUCCAGCAUCGGUCCUCCGCGAGCUUUGAAAGAGCGCGGAGGGACAUGCAUAGAUGUCUACUCAGACGAUCGCCGCCAACUUGAAUCAGAUCUUUCGACCAAUAUGUACGAUCCUUUUGACAGCAUCGACAUGAUGGGCAGCAACAUCGAGGAUUUUGAUGCUUUCUUCAAUGAUUUUCCCGAUAUCAACGUUCUCAGGUCAGUCGGCGAUCAAUCAUUCUUGGAUUUUGAGAUGCUCGACUCCUGA
Messenger RNA from Penicillium maclennaniae, 2007 nucleotides. RefSeq names its product fungal specific transcription factor domain-containing protein. NCBI's taxonomy places the organism in Eukaryota, Fungi, Ascomycota, Eurotiomycetes, Eurotiales, Aspergillaceae. Gene Ontology annotation, molecular function: DNA-binding transcription factor activity, RNA polymerase II-specific; DNA binding; zinc ion binding. Gene Ontology annotation, biological process: DNA-templated transcription; regulation of DNA-templated transcription. The record is from RefSeq and is a predicted model, not a curated record. The transcript is spliced from 3 exons. Bases 1 to 2007 code for a protein of 668 amino acids.